Lolium perenne is the source of this 559-nucleotide messenger RNA. The record is from RefSeq and is a predicted model, not a curated record. Lineage: Eukaryota; Viridiplantae; Streptophyta; Magnoliopsida; Poales; Poaceae.
AGAUCUCCAUGAACAAGCAGCCAAGCACAGAGCCACAGAACCACAGAGCUGAAGAAACCUCGACUCCAGCGCGCGGUCCUUCUUAUAUUUACGACUGAUCUGCCGUACAAGAUACCAUCAUCGUCCAUGGCCUCCGCCGCGAGAUCCUGCGCCGUCUGCUGCUUCGCCGCCGCCGACGAGGUGGCGCCGACGGACACCCUCCGCGUCCUACGCCUGCAGCGCCUCCGCCUCCGCCGGGCAGCGACAGGCUGCCUCGACCCCAUCUUCGAGGAGCAGGAGGAGGAGGACGACGACGUCCCCGCCGCCUGCUCGCCCGGCGCAUACACAAGCAGUAGCUCCAGCGCCGUCGACCUUGCACAAAGUCACCGAUAGGGUAGUCCAGGAGCUGGACCAGUUAGACUCUUCUGUCGCUGUAAUACGCCUACUACUCCAGUUCGUGCACGCGUGCAUUCUGUAAUUAUUCCAUCGAGGCAUCAAUGAAGAAAUGCGAGUUAAUUAGGACUAUGCUCUUUGUAAUAAAGAAAAGAAAAAGUUGAAUCUUGCUCUGCUUCCCGUCCAA